Thunnus maccoyii (southern bluefin tuna) is the source of this 1217-nucleotide messenger RNA. RefSeq lists its product as uncharacterized. The record is from RefSeq and is a predicted model, not a curated record. NCBI's taxonomy places the organism in Eukaryota, Metazoa, Chordata, Actinopteri, Scombriformes, Scombridae. Bases 530 to 1081 code for a protein of 183 amino acids. The transcript is spliced from 13 exons.
AUGACAAAAAGAUAAAGACUGACUGGCUCAUUAGUCAUGAAGCAAACAUUCCUGCUUUUUACAACCAGGCUUUUGUUUUUGUAGUUUUGGCCAUUAGUUUUGCAGAGUUCAGUGAGUUUGUGAAGAGAGAGUUUAAACUAUGAAAACAGAUGACACAGUGAUCUUACAGUAGCCAUCACCAACUUCAUCCCCUCUAUCUGUAGCCUAGUUGAAGAGACUACUUUCAAGACCACCCACACACACAGCUGUCACUGCCUGACUGCAGGUAAAUAACGAGAACGGGGGGUCACCUGAAGGUCCGACUCUCCUCCUCCUCCUCCUCUUCCUCCUCGGCCAUCACAUGCCGUGGUCACAGUCCACGUCCCGGCAGAUGUACCAUAAGAUCACAUAGAGGAUGAGCAGGAUGGCGAAGAUGAAGAGAGCCACCAGGAUCGCCUUGGACACGGGAGAGAUGAGAGACUGCAUCUCAGCUGAGGGGAUCCUCCGUCUGCACGCGCUGCCUGUGUCGCUGUGAGACAUUACAGUCAAUAUGAAGUUUGGCUUGAGGAUCACUUUCCUUCUAUUUCUGGUUACUGGAACAGUAACAGUAAAAGGAUCUGAUCUCUCUGAUGCCCUGGAUGACAGUGAUUCCAACCACCAAACUGCUGCUGACCGACCAAAGCGUUGGAGUGGACUUCAUUUGUUUGACUUUCUUCGUGGUGACGGAAACCUUAAAACGUCACCUGAACCUACUUAUCCCACUUCAGAUCCCAUACCUUCCAGUACUGCUGCAGGAAGUGAGUCCACACAUCUUCCAACUGGAAACCUUAAAACGUCACCUGAACCUACUUAUCCCACUUCAGAUCCCAUACCUUCCAGUACUGCUGCAGGAAGUGAGUCCACACAUCUUCCAACUGAUGACUUUGGAUUCAGUCUGGACGAUGCUCUGCAUCCAGCUGUGACACCUAGUGAUGAACCCGCUGGAGGAGAUUGCCAUGGCGACAUGGUCCAAAAACUGAGCACAAUCAUUGAAAAUCAAAAUCAGGAACUGCUCCUGCUGAUGCAGCUGGUGGCUCACUCAUUUUCACAGAAUGUGCACUAAGUGACAUUUCUGGGACCUCGAGAUCUCUCCAGCGCGGAGGCAGGAAGAGGAAGGGUUGGAUGAUGACGACUUCCUGAAUAUGCCUGAACUUAAUCCUAUUACCUGAAUAUUAAACAUUUAUAUGUCAUUAAAAUAA